Papilio machaon (common yellow swallowtail) is the source of this 1779-nucleotide messenger RNA. Its product is annotated as zinc finger protein 628. The coding region runs from base 1 to 1779 and encodes 592 amino acids. NCBI's taxonomy places the organism in Eukaryota, Metazoa, Arthropoda, Insecta, Lepidoptera, Papilionidae. The transcript has a single exon. The record is from RefSeq and is a predicted model, not a curated record.
AUGUCCGCGGCGCCGGCGGUGAAGCGCGAGCUGGAGGCGGAGGGCGCGCCCGCCAGCCCGGGCCGCAAGCGCCGCAAGCAGGCCGCGCCCGCGCGCGCGCAACCCCCCGCCCCGCCCCCGCUGCCGCUAGAUCUGCACGCUAAGGUCGCUGACAUCUACAAGAGCGCGCUCGCCUUUGGGGACCUCCCACUGCCGCCCUUCGACCCCCUCGCCGCCUUCCGGUUGCUGCCGCGACACGACCCCCCCAGGAUAUUCAACCCCGAGGCCUACUGCGACCUCUGCUGCAAGGAGUUCUGCAACAAGUACUUCUUGAAGACCCAUCGCGCCAACAAGCACGGCAUCUACGACGGUGACGCGCAACCCGUCCCGCAGCCCUCGCCCCCGCGCCGCGCUUCCGAUGAGGAGUCGGGCGGCACUCCCCGCCGCCUCUCGCCGGAUUCCGCCCGCCGCGCGCGCGAUGCCGGCUUCCAGCCCGACGUGCUGCGCCGCCUGGGCGUCAUCAACCCCGAGGCCUUCUGCGAGAUUUGCUGUAAGGAAUACUGCAACAAAUACUUCCUGAGGACGCAUCGCGAGCGGAGGCAUGGCGUGCCGGCGCAGCGCUCGCCGGCCGCUACUCCUCCCAUGCAGCCGCAGCCCUCUGCGCCCCUUACGCCCGCAAUGCACUCCCCUCCCGCGUUACCGCAGCCGCCGCACAUCUCACCCUCGCCUUACGACGCCGACAUGCCCGCGGAGGUAAAGCGCGAGUGCGAGGACGACCUAGAGCAGGCGCUGCGUGACGGCCAGACGAGCCCGCUCAAUCUAAUCGUAGAAGAGCGCGGCGCCGCCUCCCCGGGCUCCGCCAGCGAGGAGCUGCGCAAACUGCAGACGAUGAUCUCCCAGCUGAACGAGCUGGCGGCGGAGCGGCUAUCGGAGGAGCCGGCGGAGGGCGCGCGCCCGCAGUCCGUAUCACCACCCGCGCAGGACGAGCGCCGGAGCGCCGGCUCGGCCGCCGCCGGCUCCAGCUUCUGCGAGAUCUGCAACAAGGAGCUCUGCAACAAGUACUUUAUGCGCACGCACAUGCAGCGCAUGCACGGCAUCUCGCUCGAGAGCGGCACGCAACUCGGUGGCGUCACCUGCGACAUUUGCCACAAGGAGCUUUGCAGCAAGUACUUCCUGCGCGUACAUAAACACAACACGCACGGCAUCCCCGCCCCACCGGCGCCCGCCAACGCAGCGCCGGCGGAGCCCUGCCCGCUGUGCGCGCGGCGCUUCCGCGGGCCCCGGGCCCUGCGCGCGCAUCUGUUAGCGGAGCACGCGCCGCCCGCACGUCCUGCACCACCACCGCCGCGACCCCUCGACCUGCUUGUGCGCGAUAAACCCUACGCCUGCUCCUACUGCCCUUUCACCACCGACGUCCUCGCGUUCCUGUUCGCGCACGAGCGCGCGCACAUGCAGCGCCCGGCGGAAAGCGGCGGCGGGCCGGAGGGUAGCGAGGAGGCGGAGGGCGAGGCGGAGGCGGAGGAGGGCGGCGAGGUGGAGGCGGAGGCGUACUCGUGCUCGCGUUGCGAGUUCCGCGCGGAGAGUUUCGCGGCGCUGGAGGCGCACGUGCGGGCGACGCACGGCGGUGCGGGCGCGCUGCUGGCCGUGCCGCGGGCGCCGCGAGCGCCGCUCACCAUGCAGCCCUUCGUGCUGGAGGAGGCGGGCGGCGCGCUCAGUCUGCUGCCGGCGCUCGUAUUCCUGCCGGUGCGCCGCCGCGCCACGCGUCGCGCCACCGUCACGCUCACGCUCACGCCGGCCUAG